UUUUGGUUUUUAUUUAUUUAGAUUUUUCGGUAAUAAGUUGUACUGGAAUUUUCCCACAAUUCAACGUUUUUGGCUUGAUGAGUCGAGAACCGUCGAAGAAAGAAAUCAUCAUUACUUCUAUACAGACUUGAUGAAAUGGGAUGGCAUAUCGCCGACACAGAAAUCAUAACAGAAACCAAACUUCAUACGAUACUGACAGUGACACAGAUUAUUACUCAGAAACAGAAGAGACAAAGAAAACUUGUAUCAAACGUACCAGCUCUGUAGGAGCCCCUAGAUCCAAACCGUGCCUUGUAAACAGAAGUAGAACACAUAGUUUAGAUACCAGUAGCUGUGAUGACGCUGACACAAUGUCAAAACCAAUAGAAUCAUCGUCAGUUCUGCCAGCUAUAAACAUGCGUAGGAUGCAAUCAGAUGGCCAUACCAGAAAUCUUGGACCAGACUCAACUUAUUUUCCUUUCAAUGGGGACCAACAAGGAGCCUGUGGUAUCAGUAAAGGAACCAAUAGUCCACGGCCCUCAGAGAGAAUCACUCUCGUUGUGGAUGAAACACGAUUUGUUGUGGAUGUUGAUUUAUUCAGAGGCCAUCCAAAUACAAUGUUAGGAAGGAUGUUUACAUCAUCAUUAGAGAACAAUUUUACUCGUCCCAAUGAAAGAGGAGAGUAUGAAGUAGCUGAAGGAUUAUCUUCUACUGUCUUCAGAUCUAUAUUAGAUUUUUACAAGACAGGAAGUGUGAGAUGUCCACCUAGUGUCAGUGUACAUGAACUUAGAGAAGCAUGUGACUACCUUCUCAUACCAUUUGAUGCUGAAACAAUCAAAUGUCAAAAUCUUAGAGGGUUGUUACAUGAAUUAUCCAAUGAAGGGGCCAGACAACAGUUUGAAUUGUUCCUAGAUGAUCUAAUUAUGCCUCAGAUGGUCAUAGCAGCACAGCAAGGAGAUAGAGAGUGCCAUAUUGUUAUGUUAACAGAUGAAGAUGUUGUAGACUGGGAUGAUGAGUAUCCACCACAAACAGGGGAGGAGGAAGCACAUAUUAUACAUAGUAACCACAUGUCCAGAUUUUUUAAGUAUAUUGAAAACCGGGAUGUAGCAAAGCAAGUGUUAAAAGAAAGAGGACUGAAGAAAAUUCGUCUUGGCAUUGAAGGUUACCCAACAUACAAAGAGAAAGUAAGAAAGAGGCCAGGAGGAAGACCUGAAGUGAUAUAUAACUAUGUACAAAGGCCUUUUUUACGCAUGUCUUGGGAGAAGGAAGAAGCCAGAAGUCGACAUGUUGAUUUCCAAUGUGUCAAGAGUAAAUCCAUAACCAAUCUGGCCUCUGCUGCUGCCGAUACAGCCCAGGAUCAGGGAAUGGUCCAGCAACAACAAGAUGGUACUCUCAAUGUGAUACCCCCUCAGCCUUCACCGUCAGAGCCUUAUCCAGGAAUGCAGUUACCCCCAGAAGGGGAUGUGGAUUGACGCUGUAUUGUGCCUCCGAAUCGAAUUGUAAUCAGUAUAUAUUCAUUCAUCAAAAGAUUUAAAAACAUUUUCAGAUGUAGUAAUCAGAUGUUGAAUAGCUGAGUGAGUGUUAAAUUCUGAGACAGCACAGACUACUUUUAGUCAUUCAAAUCAAUUGUGAUGAGCUGUUCUGGUUUAUCUAGUGUUAAAUUCUGAGAGAUCAGAGACUUGUUUUGACCAUUCAAAUGACUUGUGAUGAGCUGUUCUGCUUUAUCUUGGUUAUAAGUCAUAUAAGAAGUACUCAGCAGUGUGAAGAGACAGAUUUUGUAUCUUAAGUAUUUAUUUGAAUAUUCUGUUGACACUUAAGUAUAUUUUUUUUACUAUAGUAUUGGUUCAAAAUAACACCUUUAAAAGUUCAUUAUAGUGCCAAUUUUAGUUCUUUCCAUGAGCAUUCAAAUACAAUAUUUUUCUAAAAUUUAAAUAUUCUGAAAAAAUAAAAUGAAAAACAUUUUGUAAAUUUUGUUAUUUGUAAUUUUAUAUAUUUAAAAUUGACAGCAUUUUUUUGUUCCUUGUUCUUUGGUAAUGCUUGCAUUUGAGAAACUUUUCUAUGAGAAAACAUAUUCAUGAAAAGAAUUUAACUAUUGAAGUUAGUUCUUUUAGAGUUAGUUGAUAUAAAAUGUCUUAGGGUUGAUACAAGUCGUAUCAACAUGUUUUAAAUGUGUACAUACUUAGAUGUCAUUCAAGAUUUUUUUUUUUUUUUUGAUACAGUUAUGAGUUAUAUACAUUUUACAGAAAUUUAUUUGUUUUAAGUUUAUACCAAAACAUUUUUAAUAAAUGACCACAGCUAAACAAUAAAUUUCAUAAAGGGAAAUAACUCUGAGGCCAAUCAGAACAUCUUUUACAAAGCAUUCAUCUUUUCAAUUUCUUGUAUAAGUGUUUCUUGCACUGGAAAAGAAGACUAAAAGUAUUUAACUAUACGUAUACAUGAUAAGAUUUUUGUAAAAAAAAAUGAGUUAUUGAUGUAUAUUUGCACAUGAGAAUUGGACCAACUGAUCUGGCCUAGAAGGCGUAAAACUUUGCUCAGUGCUCGGAGGACAAAAAUCAUGCUCGAAACAUGAAAUCCAGCUAUUUGAUUGGUUGAAUUUCGAGUCUGAGUACAAAAAUCAUGCUCGAAAGUUUUAUGACCGUGAGGCCAGGCCUUGCAAUCAUAUAAGUUUCAAGUAAUAUUAUCUUUGAUCAGAAUUCAACCAAUCAAAAUACUGGAUCUGGUGUUUAUAGCAGCUCUGUACUUCCAAUUACUGAGUUAAGUUUUAUGAUCAAAAGGUCAGUCCUUAUCACCAUGAUAUGUCUUAAUGAUAUUCAAAAUGUUUCAUUAAUCUUUCACCCUGAAAUUGCAAACAAUUUUUUUGUUAUAGUUCCAUUUUCACACUGCCAAAUUAGCAUUUUAAAAAUCAGCAUAAUUUUAUGAACAUGUCAAAAUUUAGACCAAAAUUUGUUUUAAGAUACAACUAUAUUCUUUGUUUCGGAUGCCAUAGCUUGAUACUGAUCUGACAGCGAAAUUUGAUUAUACUUUGAUAUUUAGAUACUUCAGUUGUUCAUAAGUGUGUCUGUUUUUAGAGUAUGAAAUACGUUUCAGUAUUGAAUGAAUUUGAAAUGAACAAACAAAAGAAGGUUGUUGACGAUAUAUUUAUUUAUUUAAAUACAUAUAAUCAAAAUAUAAAUACAAUCAUAUGUAAUGUAAAAUGCUUCAGAUAGAGAGCAUUCAUGUGUACACAGCCAUCAUUUUUCAUUGAUAACUUAUUUUGAUUGUAUAGCUAUGCCAAGUGUUUUAAAUUUAAGCACUUAAUUUUUUUAGUGCCUUUUAUUGUUACUUCACAGUUCAGUUUGGAUUAUACCAAGCACUUCAGAAAAACAUUAUUUUUUUGAGUGAAUAAAAAUUUGCUCUUACUUGAAUCAGCUUGACUCAGGAGAACAAAAUUCUUCAAAGAAUUAAAACUGAUUUAAGGUGGUACCUAACACUACAGGGAGAUAACUCUGAAAAUCUGCUAAACGUUUUAUUUAUGUUGUGUUGUAAGGGAAUAUUAAGCUUCUCAAUGAUCAAAAUCAAUGUUUGUCAAUCUGCUAUUUAACCAUUGUAAUUUUUCUGAUAAAAUGGUUGGUUGAAAUUUUUUGAAAUUUUUAUAUUUUUGUCAAAAGGUCAAAGUAAAUACUUUGUUGAAAUGUUAUGAAAAUUAAACAAGCCAAAUUAAUUUUAGCCUGUACCAAAUCCACAUUUCUUAGAACAGAUAAAGUUCAAAAUUUACCAAAAGCUAUUUAAAUAGAUUGUUUCUUGAAAGAAUCUUUGAAUUACAUUAGAUCUGUUCAUCCUGAGCAUGCAUGAAAUAUUUGCCACUGGGCAUUAAGCAACCAACAAUCAAUCAAUCAUUAGAUCUGUUGACAGAAUUUGAAUUGAACACUUUAUUAGAUGGAGAUAUUUUUCAGUAGCUAUGCAUAAUACACUUGUGGUGUUAUAUACAGUUUUUAGACCAACCUUGUUUUUUGUGCAUUUCAGAUCAAUGUACAAACACUAAUAGUUAAUGUUGAUUGUUUUGAAUUAUAUCUGGUAAAGCAAAAGAAAAAUGUCCACCCUUUUGUUCAAAGGGGAGGCAACUAGAAUUAAGUAUUUUACUAUUCUUGACUACUGUUUUUUUACUUAUAUAACUUGAAUGAUUGUUAUUGAGCUAGGUGAAAAUGUCAUAAUGAUUAAUUACCAAUUUUUAUGUACAAUAUGAUGUUUUUUUUAUUGUUUUGAUGUAUAGUAUGCCUGGAUAGCAUAUUUGAUGACUAGCAAGAGUUAAUCUUUUGUGAUUUUAUUCUAUUGAAAUAUUUUGUUCAAAUAAAAAUUAUAUGCUUAAUAA
Mytilus trossulus (common blue mussel) is the source of this 4327-nucleotide messenger RNA. Its product is annotated as BTB/POZ domain-containing protein 10-like. Gene Ontology annotation, molecular function: protein binding. The coding region runs from base 141 to 1451 and encodes 436 amino acids. Gene Ontology annotation, biological process: positive regulation of phosphorylation. Lineage: Eukaryota; Metazoa; Mollusca; Bivalvia; Mytilida; Mytilidae. The record is from RefSeq and is a predicted model, not a curated record. Gene Ontology annotation, cellular component: cytoplasm. The transcript has 10 exons.